Cladophialophora carrionii CBS 160.54 is the source of this 1173-nucleotide messenger RNA. RefSeq lists its product as uncharacterized. The record is from RefSeq and is a predicted model, not a curated record. Lineage: Eukaryota; Fungi; Ascomycota; Eurotiomycetes; Chaetothyriales; Herpotrichiellaceae. The transcript has a single exon. The coding region runs from base 1 to 1173 and encodes 390 amino acids.
AUGGCACCGAGGCCCAAGAAGGAGAAGAUAGUUCUCUCGGACUUCAAGCCCUCGCAAUCUUUCCUCGAGACGGUGUCGACGUCUUCGCUGAACUACCGGGAAUGUGCCCUCCAGGAGAUUAUGGCUCUGAUUGCGCACGACCCGGACGACUCGCUCGACGAAUAUCUGGCCACGGCAUUAUACUACGGAGCGACAGAGUCCGAGAUCCAGAAUGUCGUCUUCCAAUCGAGCUUCCAUUUUGGACCCUCCAAGGCGAUCACGACGCGAAGUCGCGUGGUCGCGAGCCUCCAAUCCCUGAUGGGCCCUCUGCACCACGCCCUCAACAGCACGUACGUGGAGAAAGAGGUCUCCGUCGGGGAUCACCGCACGGUCGUGAAGGACUCGAACCCGCACAGCCAGUCGAUCCCCAUCGUCCUCAUCCACGCGCUGGCGCUCGACCGGCGCAUGUGGGAUGCCGUCUUUAGCAGACUGGUCGCCACGGCGGGUAGCAGCAGCAUCCGGGUGAUCGCGUACGACAUGCGAGGACACGGCUACGCAGCACACGCUCCCCACGCGCGCUCCCUCACCCAACUUGCCUCGGACCUGCACUGCAUCCUCGACGCGCUCAAGAUCGCCAAAGCGGACGUCUACGGCCAAUCGUACGGCGGCGCCGUGGCACAGUACUUUGCGCUGGCCUACCCGGACCAGACGCGCAGUUUGGGCCUGAUCACCACGGCGGGCGAGGCUCAACCGUCGUGGAUCACGCGCGCGACGCGAGCCGAGGAGGCGCAGUCCGUGGCCCCCUUGCUGCCCGAGACCAUCAUCCGCUGGUUCACCCCGGAGGCCAUUGCGCGCAAUGAAUGGGGCGUCCGCUACGCGAGGUCAUGCGUCGAGAGGAUCUCGCUGAGCGAUUGGGCGGACGCGUGGCGCUGCAUGAGCCAGCUCGACUCGCUACAGAGUCUGAGCGCGGGGAAGGUCAAGUGUCCCGUCCUGCUGGCCUGCGGUGUCCAGGACGCGAGUACGGGGCCCAAGUGGAUGACCCGGCUCAGGGAAGCGUGUGAAGCCGGGGGCAACACCGGGGUCGUUUACAAGGAAAUCGACCCGGGCGUGCAUAUGAUGGCGUUGGAGCAAGGCGAAGUGCUGACGCGGGAAAUCCUGGCGUUUAGACGGAGAGUUGAUGAGUUGGGAGGGUGA